AUGAGUAAUAUAUUAAAUAAGAGAUCAUAUAUUUGCCAAGAGAUUGUGGUCACUGAGGAACAUUAUGUUAGAGACCUUGAAGUGAUUGUGAAUGUUUUUAUGGACCCCAUGAGGAAAAAGAAGAUUAUUAGUGAAGACCUUAUUAUGGCAAUUUUUGGCAAUAUUCGCGUGCUGCUUAACAUCAACAAACAGCUGUUGGAGGCUUUGUAUGUCGCUGUCAAGCAUGAUUCUGGCUGUCCUGACUAUGCGAAUGCAAACCUGGGUGCAGUGAUCCUGCGCUUCUGUCCCUUCUUUAAAAUGUAUUCGAAUUACUGCAAGCAGCAGAACAAGGCGAUCGCAAUCGUCCGCAAGCUAAAGAAGACCUCGAAGUUCUCCCACUUCUACGCGGCUUGCCGCAAGAACCCUGCGUGUCGCGGCAUGGAGAUGACCAGCUUCCUCAUCAUGCCGGUGCAGCGCAUCCCCCGCUACCAACUCCUCCUGCAAGAGCUGCAGAAGCGCACACCAGCGGACCACCCGGACUUCGUGUUCAUUCCCGUUGUUUUUUCGAUAGAAUUCGAUCGUAGAAGGCGUUAGAAGGGAUCGUCGGCGUGGCCAAAGAGUGCAACUCGGCGAUGAACGGGGACCGCGAGAACUCGCUGCGCCUGAGCAUUCAGAACGCGCUGGGCAGCUCGUUCGUGCUGUCCAAAGCGUCGCGGAAGCUGCUGGAAUACGUGGAAACGGAGGUCCGGAGUGAGGAGUAGACGCCGUGCGUGUGGAAGGAGAAAGCGAGCACGGAAGUAACCGCGUUUCUGUUCAGCGACCUGCUGAUUCUGACGAACCGCUUCGACAGCGAGUUGAAUCUUCGCGUGCUGUUCAAAACGGAGCUCUGUUUUGCUUUUCCGAGAAAGAAGCUGACGCGUAGUCAUGUAUAACUACCGCUACGACGUCGUGGAGGGCUGUGAGGUCGUCGCGGAGAACGCUUACGAGUCCUUCCGACUCGUUUUCGACUCCGAGGAACGCGCGCAGAGCUGGGAGCAGAUGCUCAACAAGCAGCUGCGAAGCCUCGUCAACCGAUCCGGCGGCUCGCGAUGCGAGGUUUGCUAUGGGCCGCUGCGGCCGGCGUACUGCUGCCACUGCAGGAAGUGCGAUCGCAUCUGCUGCGAGAAUUGCUGCGAUCAUAUUAAUUGCGCGGAUCGGAAUGCGGGGUCCAAGAACAUGUUCUGCUUGAGCUGCUUGAGCUACAACGCGACGGUGCUGGAUCAAAAUACGGAGAUUAGCGUGCUCACCGAAUCUCGGAAUUCCAAUAAUUCGAAGGAUUUCCUGCAGCCGGUUUUUGUGUGUGAUAUGGCGACGAAGGGGAAGCAGAGCUUGCUCGAUGGAUGGGAGGCGUGCAUGCUGAGCGAUUCGAGAGUGUAUUACUUUAAUCGUGAGAAGUGGCUGUCUUCGUGGUGCAUUCCGAAGGAGGAUUUUGAUGCCGACGCUCCCUACGGCUGGCAGAAGUACUACGACAAGCGAGGCAUGCCCUUUUACUACAAUGCGAAGACGAAGCAGACAAGCGAAGAUAGACCGCUGAUGCGAGUAGAACGCGCGCGUGGAUGCCCUGCGUGCGGUUAUGAGCUGUCCACGGAGGACAUUCAAGUUGGUAUUUGCCCUGGAUGCAACACUAAUAUAAGACUGUGACUUGUGU
Messenger RNA from Blastocystis hominis, 1666 nucleotides. RefSeq lists its product as hypothetical. NCBI's taxonomy places the organism in Eukaryota, Bigyra, Opalinata, Blastocystidae. The record is from RefSeq and is a predicted model, not a curated record. Gene Ontology annotation, biological process: intracellular signal transduction. The transcript is spliced from 4 exons. The coding region runs from base 1 to 573 and encodes 190 amino acids. Gene Ontology annotation, molecular function: guanyl-nucleotide exchange factor activity.